This is a messenger RNA of Penaeus vannamei (Pacific white shrimp), 5209 nucleotides long. Lineage: Eukaryota; Metazoa; Arthropoda; Malacostraca; Decapoda; Penaeidae. The record is from RefSeq and is a predicted model, not a curated record.
AGCUUACUACAUCACGACCCCGCGCCAAUGGAAGGCUGGGGAGGAGAACCAAGUGUGUGUCUACGUGCCCAACCCAGCGUCUCCUGAAGGCAGCUUGACCUUAAGUAUGUCUUCGAGGAGCUACAGGCACAACGAGUGGGUGAAUAACACUCUUCUGGCCAACUACACGAUCCAGGUCCCGGCAGGAAAGACAGAAAUAUGCGAGGACAUCACCCUAGAACCAGCUGAUGACUAUGGAGGUGACCUUCGAUUGACCGGCAAGGUGGGCGGAGCUGACCUGGAAGAGACACGGAACAUCAGGCUGAGGAGGAGCUACAACCUGACCUUCAUCCAGACGGACAAGUACCUGUACCAGCCAAGUCAGGAAGUCAAGUUCAGGGUCCUCACUGUGUACGGGUCCAAGGCACAGGUCGUUACUGAGCAGUACCCGGAAAUCUGGAACCCGGAAAUCUGGAUCACAACCUACUUACCGGAAAUCUGGGUCACAACACCCUCCAGAACCCGCAUUGCCCAGUGGAAGAACGUCACCACGUCAUCCGGCCUCGUCCACCUGUCCUUCCAGCUGGCUGACGAACCCGAGGAGGGUUUUUACAACAUCCACGUCAAGGGACCCGAUGGCAGGACAAACACAAACAGUUUCAAGGUCGAAGAGUACGUUUUGCCGCGGUUCGAGGUCACGAUGACGCCGCCAAAAUACGUCUUGGCUUCCGAUGAGAAGUUCGUCUUCACCGUCUGUGCAAAAUACACUUUCGGACAGCCAGUGAAGGGCAACGUGACCUUCGAAUUGAACAACGACCAGAGACGAAAGUGCAGAGUUGAAGCCCAGAGGAAUGAGAGCAUCACGGGGUGCAAGGACUUUGAGAUCACAGCCGAGGAGAUGCGAAUCACGGACUGCAACGUGUACAACCUGCGAGCCUCGGCCAUGGUGGAAGAGGAUGGCACUGGCGUCGUCCUCGGUGCCGGAACCAGUGCCAGCGUUCUCAGGACCGCCGUCACCUUCGAGACCGUUUACGAGGAUAAUUACAAGAAGCCCAACUUGCCUUAUACGCUGAAGGUAAAAGCUGUUUGGCCCGAUAAGUCGCCUGCAGCUGGAGUCCCUGUCGAAGUGUGUGCAGCUGGAAAGUGUAAGAACAUGACAACAGCUGCUGACGGUUUGUUCACAGCUCUAGUUUCUUCGGACAACAUAAUAGGAUCUUAUGUCAACCUUGAACUGCCGCGCCGACAUGCACUCGUCCUCCUACUCCAAGGAACUCCAGCAUUACUACUCCCCCUCAACUCCUCACUCCUUAUCAAGUACCCGAAGGCCAACUCAAGUGCACUCCAGGGCAGGCCGGUAAAAGCUGUUUGGCCCGAUAAGUCCCCUGCAGCUGGAGUCCCUGUCGAAGUGUGUGCAGCUGGAAAGUGUAAGAACAUGACCACAGCUGCUGACGGUUUGUUCACAGCUCUGGUUUCUUCGGACAACACUAAUAGGAUCUUUAUGUCAACCUUGAACUGCCGCGCCGACAUGCACUCGUCCUCCUACUCCAAGGAACUCCAGCACUACUACUCCCCCUCCAACUCCUCACUCCUUAUCCAAGUACCCGAAGGCCAACUCAAGUGCACUCCAGGGCAGCCCGGUACCUACAACAUACCCAUCUAUUUCUCUGCCAAAAACCAGGAGAGGGCUUCUUUCACCGUGCAGGUGAUCUCACGAGGGAAGAUCCAGAGCUAUGAGACCCAGGACGUGGAAUUGCUCCCUGGCUCGCUGCCCAUCGACGCCGAGCACCUGGUGGACCCCAUCAGCGCGCCCGCGGACGGUACAGUGACGGGCAAGAUCGACUUUCCCAUCUCGCUCCCGCCCACGGCCUCGCCUACCGUCAAUGUCUUGGUCUGGUACACACGCGACGACGGCGAGGUGGUGUCAGACAAGGCUGAGCUGAAGGUCGAGAAGUGUCUGGGCUACCGUACCAACCUCACCUGGUCAGCGGCGCAGGCUCAGCCGGGAGAAGCCACCACGCUCACAGUCACGGCGGAACCCAACGCUGUGUGUUCAGUCGGCGUGGUCGACAAGAGCACGGAGCUCCUCUCCCCGCAGCCGGACCCCAUCAGUCUCGACGAGAUCUUCAGCUUCGUCGACGACUACAAGACCCCUUGGAUUAAUUCGCAGGUGAACGACAACGACUACUGUUCGAAGAAGGCGUUCGAGGAGGCGCAGGCGAAGGCGGAGGCGGAGGCGGCGGAGGCGGCGGAGGCGGCAGAGGGCCCAGGGAUUGCCGAAAAGAUAUUUGGUUGGUGGUCUUCAAAGCUGGGGAUGGAAGGGGGGGGGUCAGUCAAUUUGUUCCCCCCUCCUCGCCGUAACUAUUACAUGUUGCGCGUUGAAAUGUUCGAUGACGCUGGCCUUCACGUGAUCUCCGACUUCACCAUCGAAACUCGACCUUGUGAAAAGGACGAGCGAAAUUACGUCAGCUUCAGCAGGCCAGGAGUCUUCGCAGGAGCAGGUGGCGGCGGCGGCUUCGGCAUCCAGGAGGCGGCGGUCGACUUCCUCCCGGCCGCCCCUCCGCCGGCAGCCUUCGCUCCUACGGCUGACGUCGGACCCGAACUCUCGAAGGAGACCGUGGCGGAGGCGGACGCCAACACUCCCAGAACCGAUUUCCCCGAGACGUGGCUGUGGGACCUCGUGACUGUGCCGGCAAGCGGAGUUAGCGAGCAGAACCUCGAGCUCCCUGACACCAUCACCAAGUGGGUGGGCAAGGCCGUGUGCGCCCACCCGGAGAAGGGCGUGGGACUGUCCGAGCGGACAUCCAUCACCACCUUCACGCCCUUCUUCUCGGACUUGACCCUCCCGCCCUCCGUCAAGCGAGGCGAGGUCCUGCCCGUCAACCGUAUCUCCGUCUUUAACUACCUCGAUCAGCCCUUGCCGGUACGAGUGAUCCUUGAGGAGAGCUCCGAGUACGAGGUGGUGGAGGAUCCCUCGCUCGGAACAGGGAACGAGCGGACGUCCUGCCUGGCGCCGCAGGACAAGGUGGUGCACACGAUCAAGAUCCAAGCGCUGGCUCUCGGCGACGUCAACCUCACCGUCUCCGCCUUCGUGGACUCCAGCAUCCCCGAGGCCUGCGACACGACAGAGCCCGUCGUGAAGAGAGACACUCUGAUCAAACCCAUCAAGGUCGAGGCAGAGGGAUUCCCGAGGGAGGAAACUUGGACCAAAUACGUUUGUGCUGAAGAACUGGCCGAGGGCAAGGACAGCAUGGAGGUGUGGCAGGUGGCGCCCCCGGAGAAGAUCGUGGCUGACUCCGCCCGGGGUUGGGUCACGGCCGUCGGUGACCUGCUGGCUCUGUCGCUCGAGAACCUGGGCUCCCUCAUCCGCAUGCCGUACGGGUGUGGCGAGCAGAACAUGAUCAACUUCGCCCCCAACAUCUACAUUAUGCAGUACCUGGAGGCGACGAGGCAGGGGACGCCGGAGACCACGGAGAAGCUCCUCCGGUUCAUGAGGACCGGAUACCAGAGGGAGCUCCUGUACCGACGAACCAACGGCUCCUUCAGCGCCUUCGGGAACGCAGACGACUCUGGCUCGACGUGGCUGACCGCUUUCGUGCUCAAGUCCUUCGCUCAGGCAGAUCCUUACAUCUCGAUCGACACGGAAAGCCUCGAGGUGACGAGAACCUGGCUUAGCAAAUCCGAGCGUGACUCCAACGGCUGCUUGAUCUCCGUCGGGAAGGUCUUCCACAAGGGGAUGAAGGGCGGUCUGGCUGACAGCGGAACGCCCGUGCCGCUGACGGCCUACGUGCUGACAGCGCUGAUCGAGGCCGGCACCAUCCCCACCGCCAGGAUCGUGACGGACGCCACUCGCUGCGUGCUCUCCGACUCCUCCAGCGACCCUUACACUGUGGCCGUGAAGGCGUACGCGCUUGCCCUGGCGAAGCACCCCGAGGCGCAGACGCUUCUGCAGCAGCUGAUCGACAUGGCCGUGGUGGAGGAGAACGCCAUGUACUGGGAGACGGCGACGGGAAGCUCUAAGAGCAGUCCCCUUGCCGUGGAGACCGCCGGGUAUGCCAUCCUAGCGAUGAUGACCCAGGAUCCUGAGCAGUACGUGCUCAACGCGAGGAAAGUGGUCAAGUGGAUCACCACCAAGAGGAAUGGCCUCGGAGGAUUCUACUCCACACAGGACACAGUCGUGGCUCUGCAGGCUAUGGCCAGCUACGAGACCAACACGCACCAAGGACCUCUGGACGUCGUGGCCACCGUCACUGCCAAGGACUUCUCUCACGCCUUCACCGUCAACGAAAACAAUAAACUCCUGGAGCAGCUCCAGAAACUCCCGACUUUCCCGACCGACGUCACCGUCAACAUAGAGGGCCAAGGGUGUGCUGUGAUGCAGGCUGUCCUCCGCUACAACAUCCCCGAGCCGGAAGCCAGCGACGCCUUCGCCCUCAACGUCACGGCGACCAACGACCCGAGCGGCGGCUGUGUCUCCAAGCGCGUCCAGGCCUGCUCCAGCUACCUCCUCCCCGACGGCAAGUCCAACAUGGCCGUCAUCGAGGUCAAUCUCAUUUCCGGCUUCAUCCCGGAGAAGGAGGACCUCAAGGCCGUUGUGAAAUAUAACAGCAAGGUGGUCAAGCGGUACGACGUGGACGGCAGCAAAGUGUCCUUCUACAUCGAGGAGUUCAAGGCCGGAGAGGAAGUGUGCGUCAGCUUCCGCAUCUCGCGUGAGGUGGAGAUCGAGAACACGAAGCCUGGGUCCGUGGUCGUCUACGAUUACUAUCAGCCGGAGUUCGCUGUCAGCAAGAGUUACAGCUUCCCGGCCAUUGACGGAUGCACGCGGUGAGGCGAAGGCAGCUGUCUCGUAUGAAGUGCAGCAGACAACACCACCACUUGCACUUUCCUCUCUCAUCCGUAGUCGCACAUGCACUUAGUUAUGGCUACUUAGUUAUUUCAUAUAUUUUUUAUUCAUUUAUGACUCAUUUUCGAUGCAGCACAAUAACAAUUGUGUUAUAAAAGCAUGAAUAGACUGAUCAUGUUUCCACGAUCAUAAAAAAAGAAAAAGAUAAUUAGAAUUAAAAAGAAAGCACCUUUAUAAAAUGUGAUGAGAGAGCAAGAAUAACAGUACAGACUAUGUUAAAAAUCCAAGAGGAUAUCACAACAUAGGUAUUAAUGAUUAAUAUCCUUUAUUAUCAGAAUUCACUCUGAAUCACAUUUUGUGUAUCAUUUCCCAAUAAAAGUGUCACACAAC